CGGGAGAGUUGAUUUUAUUUCUGGGAAAGAGAGAAAAAAAGGUACCUUGAGUGAGAAUGUCCGACGCGGUGCUGAAGAAGGGAGAUAGUAACACCUUGAGUGAUAAGGAACUCGAUGCUGCUGUUCUACCACCAGACCAGCCGUUAAAUGAAUUAACACCACCAAGUUAUGCUGACAGUAACACAAUGAGUGUUAAGGAACUCGGUGCUUCUCUACCGCCACCACCGCCGCCGCCGCCGCCGCCGACCUACAAGCCAUCAGCACAAGGUUUUGUUGACUUUUAUCCACCACCAUAUCAGGAUCCUUUCACUGAUUGGGGACCUCCUCCCUCCGGCCGCAUCAGUUGGAGUCCAGUGGCCAUAAAAUUGCCUUCUACUUCUAUUCUUCUACCGGAACCCAAACCGGGCAAGCGGUCGUUAUAUAUGCAGUCACCAACUCCAUCUGACUUGGUAUAUGGAAGAACCUAUUACCAUACGUACACUCCGAGUCCAACUUAUAGUCCCACUGCCCCUGGCGGUUACAGUUACUCUCAAUCUCAGGAUGCUAUGCACGCCAAGCCACUGCUCUUUGCUAAAAUCGCACUCCAUUGCUACAAUCUCGAAAAGGGGACACACUUUGAACGUUUGGGUCUGCCUCGAGAUUAUGACCAGACCUUAGAGGCAAGGGAUCCAGCACGCAAUUACACUUGCAGGUUUGAAACAAACGUUCGGCUUGCAACUGAGAAUAAAGAUUGCUUCCAUGUUGUCACAACCCGCUGCAGGCCCUUGCCCCCACCUCCUCCUCCAGGGGAAGAUGGAUUCCAAUGUGGAUUUGACACACUCUCCGUGGAUGAGCUUUUCAAAGGCAACAUGCCCGAUUGGUUGCCUGAUGACUAUGCCACUAGUACGCUGCUGCUGCAAUACUACGAGAUGAAAGAAUCAGAGGUGGAACAAGCCAAAGAAUGGCUUCAUCUUUACGCUGAACUAGCCUUGUACACCAAGAAGCAGACGGACCCGUUCAUGUUUGAGCGUUCAAAGCCCCUGGAGCUCGGAAAGGUUGUUGUGCAAACCAGAGGAGUUGUCGACUCUCUGAAAGAGGUCGAGCUGUUGGAUAAUGCAGUCUUCUUCAUAACCUUCAAAACAAGUUGCGGUGAUGUCUGGAAAGGUAUCAUCAGGAGGACAAGCGAUGGGAUUCCAGAGCAUCUAUCCCUUGAAGCCAAGUGCUUCAUGUGAUGUGAAGAGUCUCUUCUGAGGUUGACUAUGAGAGAAAUUAUAAACGUUUGUAGUUUUCUAUCUACGCUAGCAAGUAUAUCUUA
This is a messenger RNA of Brassica napus (rape), 1294 nucleotides long. RefSeq names its product UPF0725 protein At2g20620-like. The record is from RefSeq and is a predicted model, not a curated record. Lineage: Eukaryota; Viridiplantae; Streptophyta; Magnoliopsida; Brassicales; Brassicaceae. Bases 57 to 1211 code for a protein of 384 amino acids. The transcript has 8 exons.